AUGCAAACAACAAAAAACAAAAAGAAAAUUUGUUAAAUCCACAAAUUAAAGAUUAUAGCAGUCGAUUUGAAAUCCUAAACUGGGAUUGAUGAACAAUACUUAUGCGCAAGGUGCUUAACAGAAAAAGUUGAUAAUAAAAAUAUAAAAUUGCUCAAUGAUGCAACAGAAAUGAUUUAAAGCAUGAGAACACAAUCCUAAAAUGUUGAGAAGGAAGAAAAUUUACUAAGACUUAAUAUUUUUAAAUAAUUAUAAUCAUCUAUAAAGUCAUUUAAAAAUUACAUAAAGACAGAACUUGGAAAAAUGCAUAAUUUGAUUGAUCAAUAAAUAGAUUAGAUCCAAAAUGUAAUAGAAUCAAAGGAAAUAAAACAAGAAACUCAAAAUUAUGAUGAAGAUAUUUAAAUUCUUACAAAAAAUUAUAUCGGAAACUUUAGUUGUAAAAUACCAACAGAAACAACAUAAAGAGAUAAAGACUUGGCAUUUGUAUAAUUAAUCUAAGAUGCGCUUUAAUCUUUAUAACAAUCGUGGUAUUUUAGCUAGAUUAUUGAAUUAAUAGAUUAGAUUAAAUCCAAUAAACCAAUCAUCUAAUAAAUGAAUUUCACUAACAUACCUGCAGUUGAAUAACAUGUAAGAUGCAUUCUUUAAUUAGAAAACCCCUUGCCUCAAUUAUCUAUGCAAUAGACAUAAUAAGGAAAUAAUUAUGCUGAAUCUUAAAUAAAAAGAGCCAGAAUUUAGUAGGCUAGCGUGUGUAGAAUGUAUUGAAGAAAAUCCAAUCUAAUAUGUCAGUUUAAAAGAAGCAAAUAAAAUAUGGAAUUAAAUGAUGGUACAAUAAGAGGACUUAAUUUCUAAACACAAUUUACAAAGGAAAAUAAAAUUCAAUAUAGCUAUCUAAGAAAUCAAGCAAUUAAAAGACUAACUUAACGCUUAAUUAUAAUAAAUGUUGAUCUCAAUUGAUGAACAGUUAAUUAAGAAUAAAUAAGACAUUAAAGAUGUUAUUAAAUCAGAGAAUAAAUAAAUAUUUGAGUUCGAUGAAGAAUAAGUUGAAAAAAUGAUAGAGUUAUUAAGUUAAAACGAUUCAAAUAAACAUAUUUUUGAGUAAAAAGUGAGACAAGAUAAUCUUGAUUAUUUAUUUUAUCAGAAAUUAGAAUAAGAAUUAGCGAAUAUAAUAAAUUAUGAUUUGUUUUAGAAAUAAUAGCUAGUAAAAAUUUUCGAAGUAGAAUUAGGUAUUAAUUUCUAUUAUCAAAUUAAGAUACCGUAGAUAUAAUAAACAACAUAUCACCGANUUUAAUUACCAAAAUUUACUUCUAUUUGCUUUAUAAAAUUACUCUGAACCCCAUUUUAUGUUUCUAGAACAAAUGA
Messenger RNA from Paramecium octaurelia, 1356 nucleotides. The record is from the annotation of a GenBank genome assembly. NCBI's taxonomy places the organism in Eukaryota, Ciliophora, Oligohymenophorea, Peniculida, Parameciidae.